Messenger RNA from Hydractinia symbiolongicarpus, 2152 nucleotides. Its product is annotated as nucleolar protein 56-like. Gene Ontology annotation, molecular function: snoRNA binding. Gene Ontology annotation, cellular component: box C/D methylation guide snoRNP complex; small-subunit processome. The transcript has 10 exons. Bases 30 to 1613 code for a protein of 527 amino acids. Lineage: Eukaryota; Metazoa; Cnidaria; Hydrozoa; Anthoathecata; Hydractiniidae. The record is from RefSeq and is a predicted model, not a curated record.
UUCUUUCUUUGUAGUUAAAAAAGUAAAACAUGGUACUGUAUGCAUUGUUUGAACAUGCAGCUGGUUAUGCAGUAUUCAAAGUGAAUUCCACAGAGGAUAUUGGAGCUUUACUGCCUGAAGUUCAAGAAGCUGUGACAGAUCUGGAAAGAUUUGGUAGAAUUGUUAAACUUGUUGCAUUUAGUCCCUUCAAAACUGCAGCUAAUGCUUUAGAAAAUAUUAAUAGUAUAUCUGAGGGUGUUGUCCAUGAUGACCUAAAAGUUUUCUUGGAAAGUAAUGUACCUACUGGAAAAAAGAAAAGCAAAGUAGCGUUGGGAAUUUCUGAUCCAAAGAUUGGAGCAGGAAUCCAAGAAAGUUGUAACAUACAAUGUGAAUCGGGAUCAACUGUUCUUGAAGUUCUUCGAGGCAUUAGGUUUCAUUUUCAUAAACUGAUCCAAGGCCUUACUGCUGAAACGUCUGGGAAAGCACAAUUGGGUUUAGGGCACAGUUAUUCAAGAGCAAAAGUUAAGUUCAAUGUCCACCGAGUAGAUAAUAUGAUCAUUCAAACAAUCGCAUUAGUUGAUCAGCUUGAUAAAGAUAUAAACACUUUUUCCAUGAGAAUCAGAGAGUGGUAUUCAUAUCAUUUCCCAGAGUUGAUUAAAAUUGUAAACGACAACUAUCUUUAUGCGAAAGUUGCUCAGUACAUAAAAUCUCGAAAGGAUUUCACUGAAGAAAAACUAGAAGGAUUGGAAGAGAUUGUGAUGGACGAAGGAAAAGCUAAAGCAAUCCUUGACGCUUCCAAAGCUUCCAUGGGGAUGGACAUUUCGCCGAUAGACUUGAUCAAUAUUGAAAGUUUUGCUCAACGAGUCAUUGGUUUGGUGGAUUACAGAAGAAAGUUACAUGAAUACUUGCAAUCCAAGAUGAAUCAAGUUGCUCCAAACUUGCAAGCUCUUAUUGGAGACCUGGUAGGUGCACGUCUUAUCGCACACGCAGGUAGUUUGACAAAUCUUGCAAAGUAUCCAGCUUCUACAGUGCAAAUCCUCGGUGCAGAAAAAGCGCUCUUUAGAGCACUUAAAACAAAAGGAAAGACACCUAAGUAUGGUUUGAUAUUUCACUCGACAUUUAUUGGAAGAGCUGGUGCUAAAAACAAAGGUCGGAUAUCCCGUUAUCUGGCUAAUAAGUGCUCAAUUGCUUCAAGAAUUGAUUGUUUCUCAGAAAAUCCAACAAAUUUGUUCGGUAAGAAGCUGCACGAGCAAGUGGAUGACCGCUUAAAAUUUUACGAAACUGGUGAAGCUCCAAUCAAAAAUGCUGAUGCUAUGCAAGAGGUGAUCCAAGAGAUUGCUGCAUUAAACGAAGUUUCGAAGUCUGCUGAUAAAAAGAAAAAGAAGAAAAAGAAAAAGAAGAACGAUGAGAGUGAGGAGGAAGAGGUUGUCGAAAAAGAAAAUUUAUCGGCGAAGAAGAAAAAGAAGCGAAAGGUUGAAGAAGUAGACGAAGAAGAAGAACAGGAAGAACCUAAAAAGAAGAAGAAAAAGAACAAAGAUAAAAGCCUUUCAGAGACCGCUGACUUCAAUACAACGGUGGACGAACUUGUUACGAAGAAGAAAAAGAAGAAAAAAGCUAAGGAUGCAGAGGAAUGAUAUUUUUGUGGCAAUGUUUUUAACAUUUUAUUACUGGAAGUAAAAAUGUAAUUGAAGAAUAUUAGAAACUUCCACUUGCGUUUGUGCUGUGAAUAGUUUCAUAUUAACAAGUCUUUAUUGCUACGUAUUAUAGCGACAAAACUACUGAUUCGCAUGUUUUUUUUUAAGAACAAACUAUAUAAGAACAUAUGCCUAUGAAGGUUCAAAAUUCGAGAACAUGUUACGAAGAUUUAGGUUUUGUCACUAUUAACAAGGAAAUGCUCCUUUAUACUUCAAAAAUGAUAAAAUCAAAUUAAGAGCUAAGAACAUUCAAGGGCUUUCUUCAUUUUAAGUGUCCUGAAAAAAAAAGCGUGUAGUCUCUAAAGGCCAGUCAUCUUGCAAAGGACAGGUACAAAAACUGCAAUUCGCAAAAUUUUUCGCCCUCAGGGUACGUUCUUCCAACGAAAUGCUGGUAAGUGUCUAUUUUUAGAAAACGUUUUUGACUGUGAUGUAAUUUUUUUUGUAUACACUUAUAUUGAAAGAUACAAAAGGGAAAAUAA